Molecule: messenger RNA, 1449 nt
Organism: Arachis duranensis
Lineage: Eukaryota; Viridiplantae; Streptophyta; Magnoliopsida; Fabales; Fabaceae
Exons: 3
Coding region: 1-1449 (482 amino acids)
Biological process (GO): DNA integration
Molecular function (GO): nucleic acid binding
Source: RefSeq, a predicted model, not a curated record
AUGUGUGAUGCAUCAGACCUUGCUAUUGGGGCAGUGUUAGGACAAAGGAAAGACAAUUUGGUACAUGUGAUUUAUUAUGCCAGUAAAGUCUUGAAUGAUAACCAAAGGAAUUACACAACUACUGAAAAAGAACUCUUAGCAAUAGUCUUUGCAUUUGACAAAUUUAGAUCCUAUCUCAUUGGAUCUAAAGUCAUUGUCUGCACUGAUCAUUCAGCUUUAAAAUACUUACUUGCUAAACAAGAAUCCAAACCAAGACUUAUUAGAUGGGUUCUUUUGUUGCAGGAAUUUGACAUUGAAAUCAAAGACAAGAAGGGUGUAGAGAACAAGGUAGCAGACCAUUUAUCAAGGAUACCAUGUGAAGAAGGAAGCACACAAAGCACACAUAUAAAUGAAUGCUUUCCUGAUGAACAACUCAUGGUAAUUCACAAAGCACCCUGGUUUGCAGACAUAGCAAACUUCAAAGCCACUGGGAGUUUACCGUUGGAAUUUAACAAGCAUCAAAAGAAGAAAUUAGUAAAUGAUGCCAAAUACUUCAUCUGGGAUGAACCAUACUUGUUCAAAAAAUGCUCGGAUGGCAUACUCAGAAGAUGCAUAUCAGAGGAAGAAGGAAGGGAAGUCUUAUGGGACUGCCAUGGCUCCACUUAUGGAGGACAUUUUGCAGGAGAAAGAACAGCAACCAAGGUGUUGCAGUGUGAUUUCAUGGGACCCUUUCCCACCUCAUACUCAAAUAAUUACAUUCUUGUGGCAGUAGACUAUGUAUCAAAAUGGGUUGAAGCAAUAGCAACUCCAACCAAUGAUAAUAAGGUAGUCAUGAACUUCCUCAGAAAACACAUUUUUUGCCGUUUUGGGGUUCCAAGAGCAAUCAUCAGUGAUGGAGGAAGCCACUUCUGCAACAAACCAUUAGAGGCAUUGCUUCUAAAAUAUGGAGUCAAACAUAAGGUUGCCACACCAUACCAUCCACAGACAACUUUCAAAACACCAAUUGGAAUGUCUCCUUACCAACUAGUAUAUGGAAAGGCUUGCCAUUUGCCACUAGAGUUGGAGCACAAGGCAUUCUGGGCCUUGAAACUCUUGAACUUGGACAGCAAGGCUGCUGGAGAAAGAAGGAUGUUGCAAAUUCAAGAGUUGGAAGAAUUUAGAGCUGAAGCUUAUGAGAAUGCCAAAAUUUACAAAGAAAGAGCAAAGAAGAAGCAUGACAGCAACAUAGCCCCAAGGAAAUUUGAAGAGGGACAAAAAGUAUUGCUCUACAAUUCUAGGCUGAAGCUAUUUCCAGGGAAGCUAAAAUCAAGGUGGUCUGGACCAUUCCUUGUCACCAAGGUCUCCCAAUAUGGACAAGUAGAAAUCAUGGAAGAAAAGUCACAAAGAACCUUCACUGUGAAUGGUCAAAGACUCAAACAUUACUUGGGAGAUGUAGAGGAGAAGGACAAGGUUAAAUAUCACCUCAACUGA